GUUCGCUGUAGACUUGUACGUGGAACCAGAAAUUUUCAACAAAAUUCCAAAAACCAAAAUGAGCUCCGCCGAGUACUACCCAUUCAAGUGCACACCCACCGUCUACCCCGCGGAUCCUUUCGAUCCCGUCGAGGAUGCGGCCAUUCUGCGCAAGGCCAUGAAGGGCUUCGGCACCGAUGAGAAGGCCAUCAUCGAGAUCCUGGCCCGUCGUGGCAUCGUUCAGCGCCUGGAGAUCGCCGAGGCGUUCAAGACCGCCUACGGCAAGGAUCUGAUUUCGGAUCUGAAGUCUGAACUGGGCGGCAAGUUCGAAGAUGUGAUCUUGGCGCUGAUGACGCCGCUGCCACAGUUCUACGCCCAGGAGCUGCACGACGCCAUUUCGGGUCUGGGUACCGAUGAAGAGGCCAUCAUCGAGAUCCUCUGCACUCUGUCCAACUAUGGCAUCAAGACGAUUGCCCAGUUCUACGAGCAGAGCUUCGGCAAGGCCCUAGAGUCGGACCUCAAGGGCGACACCAGUGGCCAUUUCAAGAGGCUGUGCGUAUCCCUGGUCCAGGGUAACCGCGAUGAGAACCAGGGUGUGGACGAGGCCGCUGCCAUUGCCGAUGCCCAGGCUCUGUUCGACGCCGGUGAGGGACAGUGGGGCACUGAUGAGUCGACCUUCAACUCGAUUCUGAUCACCCGCUCCUACCAGCAACUGCGACAGAUCUUCCUCGAGUACGAGAACCUAUCCGGCCAGGACAUCGAGAAGGCCAUCAAGAAGGAGUUCAGCGGCUCCGUGGAGAAGGGCUUCUUGGCCAUUGUUAAGUGCUGCAAGUCCAAGAUCGACUACUUCUCUGAGCGCCUGCACGAUUCCAUGGCUGGUCUGGGCACCAAGGACAAGACCCUGAUCCGCAUCAUUGUCAGCCGUUCGGAGAUCGAUCUGGGCGACAUCAAGGAGGCAUUCCAGAACAAGUAUGGCAAGAGCCUGGAGUCCUGGAUCAAGGAGGAUGCCGAGACCGAUAUUGGAUACGUGCUAGUAACACUGACUGCUUGGUAGAGCGGAUCCAGAUCCCGAACACGAAUAUAUAUACCCAACACUCCCAAAAUACCAAAAACCAUAGAAGCAAUUGAGAAGAUUGCGUUUCGAAAAUAACAAAAAGUGGCGAACAAAGUUAAAUCAAGUGAAAUUAUAGUUGUUGUGAUGUGUUUCCAAAAUUCCAAUUCGUAAAUUUUAAUGAAACCUACAUAGUAUUUUCACCAUACCCUUGUGCAAUAUCGAAAAACGUCCGUUUUUUAAAACUUUUUUUACGUAUUUUAUUUUGUAUACAUGUUUUUGUAAAUUAUUCAGCAUAGUAAUCGUAUGAAUUUGUGCUUGUAUUAACUAAUAAAGUUAUCUUAAACCGGAAAAAAA
Messenger RNA from Drosophila ananassae, 1387 nucleotides. RefSeq names its product annexin B9. Gene Ontology annotation, cellular component: cytoplasm. The record is from RefSeq and is a predicted model, not a curated record. Gene Ontology annotation, molecular function: calcium ion binding; calcium-dependent phospholipid binding. The transcript has 5 exons. NCBI's taxonomy places the organism in Eukaryota, Metazoa, Arthropoda, Insecta, Diptera, Drosophilidae. Bases 59 to 1033 code for a protein of 324 amino acids.